AUAUAUAAUAAGGACUCCUAAAAUGUAUGUCAACCUUCAUUGACAAAUUAAAUCUACAACCCCAGCAUUAACAGAUCUAAUCUCAAGUUCUUCUUCGAUCAAUCAAAAUGUCCAAGCUAAGAUUAGCAGGCAAGGUUGCUUUGAUCACCGGAGCAGCGAGUGGGAUAGGCGAGGAAACAGCGAAACUAUUCGCAGAAAACGGGGCGUUUGUUGUGGUUGCAGAUAUCCAAGAUGAAUUAGGCCAACAAGUGGUAGAAUCCAUAGGCUUAGACAAAGCUAGUUACCAUCACUGUGAUGUAAGAAACGAGAAGCAAGUUGAAGAUACAGUUAACUACACCUUACAAAAACAUGGCACACUCGACAUCCUAUUCAGUAACGCAGGUGUUAUUGGACCAAUAUCCACAAUCCUUGACAUGGAUUUGGCUGACUUAGACAACACCCUGACCAUCAAUGUCAGAGGGGUGGCAGCCACCAUCAAGCACGUGGGUCGGGCUAUGGUAAACCGAAAGAUCCACGGGUCAAUUAUCUGCACAGCUAGUGUAUCAGCCUGCCUUGGCGGUGUGGGCCCAAGCGCGUAUACAGCCUCAAAGCAUGCCGUGGUGGGGUUGGUACGGGCAGCAAGCAGUGAGCUCGGUGCACAUGGGAUACGAGUGAAUUGUAUAUCUCCUUUUGGGGUAGCAACUCCAUUGCCUUGUAAUGCAUAUAAUUUGGAGGCAAGUCAAUUGGAAGAAAGCUGCACAACAAUGGCUAACUUAAAGGGGAUUGUGUUGAAGGCAAGACAUAUUGCUGAGACAGCUCUAUUCUUUGCUUCUGAUGAAUCCGCCUAUAUCAGCGGCCAUAACUUGGUGGUUGAUGGCGGAUUCACCGUAAGUAGUCACACUCCUAUUACUAGUACUACUAAUUGA
Messenger RNA from Spinacia oleracea (spinach), 905 nucleotides. RefSeq names its product short-chain dehydrogenase reductase 3b-like. The record is from RefSeq and is a predicted model, not a curated record. NCBI's taxonomy places the organism in Eukaryota, Viridiplantae, Streptophyta, Magnoliopsida, Caryophyllales, Amaranthaceae. The transcript is spliced from 2 exons. Bases 108 to 905 code for a protein of 265 amino acids.